UAUUAUCAUAAUUCAUACGAAUUACGAUUAACUGCUAUUACCUAUACACGUAACUUUUACAUGGCUAGUAAAAAUAGUUAGCAUGGGUUGCUUUUUUACUAUAAUGUUCUUAGAGUUGGUAAUGACUUUUCUAAAAGUGCCAAGUAGUAACAACUAUUUGAAAUGUUGUGGUAAAUAAUUCCCUAGUCAGAAAAUCCUAUAAUCUAUUUUAGUAAAAUAAAAACGCAUCAAAUCAAUUAGAAAUGGAUUUAAUAUACAAGUCUGUCGUUAAAGUAGAAUGUGGCAGUAACGAGGGUUCAGCAGUUUGUGUUCAUACUUCAAACUCCGUUGGUCAUGUAUUCUUGACUUGUUCUCAUGUUGUACGAUAUAAAACUGGACCUGUCAUUUUACGACACAACGAUAACGUAAUAAAAGGGAAAGUAAUUUUUGCAGUGCGCAAAGGUGUUCCAUUCGAUAUAGCUAUAAUUUUAAGCGAAAAGACUAUCAAUAUUGUCGCUUGUCAAAUUUCUGAUGAAAAUCCAGUCAUAAAUCAAGAGGUAUUUGCAGUGGGCUAUCCUUCUAUAGAAAAAAAACUCAAAAUAUCUUUUGGACACAUACACGCAACACCUCUUAGUAGUAUAUUAACAACUAAUUGUCAAGUAUACCUUGGAUUUAGCGGAGGUCCAGUUUUUGGAAAAGAUAAUAAGCUUUUGGGGCUAACAAUUGGCAUGCUAAAUGUUGGUACAGUUAAUUUUAUACUACCUUCUUCAGUAUUUAAACAAGUUAUCAAAAACUAUAUUACUAAAAAUGAUAUUAUUGUAUUAGAAAAUCUGGAAUCAAAGUGUCCAAAAACCAAAAUGAUAUGGAAUAAUGGGGUACCAAAUUUAAAUUUGUGUCAUUUUUGAUAAGUGACACGUGGAGAAAUUAAUAGACUGAAACUUAACCAUGCAAGCAAGAAAGGAGACUGUGUUUGAUCUAUACCUAAUGAGCCAACAUCUUAUUUUUAUUGAAUUCUUUUUGAAAAAUGAUCUUUUAUGAUUUAAACUAGCAAAACAAAUUUGUAUUUUGAUUUAUAUAGUUAUUAUGUUUUAAUUACAGGUGAUAUUUUAGACAAUGCUAAAAAAAGUUAUAACUUCAUUAGUUGUUUGAAUUGUGAUACCAAAAAGUCAAUAUAUUUGUAUAUAACAUAUUUGAUUAAAUUUAUCAGGUAUAUGAUAUUUAAAUUAAAAAUACAUAAUAAUUAUAUAAGAAAUUUGUAUUAAAGUAUAUUUGAUAAAUAGUAUCGUAAGUACAUAGAAUAUAGUGACGGAUAAGUUGAUAUUUUCUGUAAGCGAUAUGAGCUAUUUAAGACUGAGUGGUAUUCUGUGGCAUCGAUUCGUAGUUGAAAUUUAUAAAUACAAUUAUUUUACUAUGUUC
Messenger RNA from Adelges cooleyi (spruce gall adelgid), 1395 nucleotides. Its product is annotated as peroxisomal leader peptide-processing protease-like. Lineage: Eukaryota; Metazoa; Arthropoda; Insecta; Hemiptera; Adelgidae. The transcript is spliced from 5 exons. Gene Ontology annotation, molecular function: serine-type endopeptidase activity. Gene Ontology annotation, cellular component: peroxisome. The record is from RefSeq and is a predicted model, not a curated record. Gene Ontology annotation, biological process: regulation of fatty acid beta-oxidation; protein processing. Bases 243 to 884 code for a protein of 213 amino acids.